Molecule: messenger RNA, 1596 nt
Organism: Clonostachys byssicola
Lineage: Eukaryota; Fungi; Ascomycota; Sordariomycetes; Hypocreales; Bionectriaceae
Source: the annotation of a GenBank genome assembly
AUGAACUCGUCCGUAUCUUCUGAACACUGCCACAAAGCCGCCAUUCAUGACAGUGUUGAAAUGGAGGUGAGCCAGCUCAAAGACAUCCAGGCCGAGCCUAGGAAGUCGAAUGAACCUUCGCCAAUUCUAAACGACCCGGAGAAAGUGGAAGUGAGUGAGCUUAAAGAGCGCUUUAGUCUCACUGGCAUGAUUGGUCUCUAUUUCUCUCUGGGUGCGGCGCCCCUGGCUGUUGGUAGCUAUACAACUCUGAUUCUUGGGGUUGGUGGCGGCGCGUUCCUAUUCUGGGGCACCGUCGUCGGCGUCGUCUUUCAGAUAUUUAUCGCCUUAUCGUUGGCGGAAAUAGCCUCAGCCUUUCCUCACAGUAUUGGAAUGUCACACUGGAUUGCCCAGCUCGCACCUCCAGAAUGGAAAAGAGGUCUGAGUUAUUGGGCUUCAGCCGUCACGAUGCUGCAGACCCAAUUUGACGGAGCAUCCUUUUGGAUCAUUACAGUCCGGGUCGUGACGGCAACUGUUUCUGUCUUUACAAGUGGAUCUACCAACUUGGAGAACUGGCAAAUUUACUUGAUCAUAGCCGGAUUCGUCCUGGCAGGCGUUCUCAUUAACAGUCACGAUACGCUGCUAAGCGGUUAUGCAAAGUACAACAACUCUAUGGCAUAUGUUAUCAAUGGAACCAUUAUAUAUCAAGUCGUUUCACUCCUCGUCCGGUCCUCGCCAAAGCAGUCAGCAUCUUCCGUCUUUCUUUCCGUCGACAAUCAAACGGGCUGGACAAACGAUGGAGUUGUUUUCCUAUUUUCAACCAUACCGGGAAUCAGCGUCGUGAGUGGCUUCAACUACGUUGCGCACAUGGCAGAGGAUAUGCCGGAGCCGAGAAGGACCGUCCCCCUUACCUUGAUUGCGGUUACUUUGUUGAAUUCAGUAACUAGCGUCGCGAUGAUAGUAGUGCUUCUCUUCUGCACAGUCAACAAAGAGGCGCUCUAUGAGCCCAUCGGGGGCAUGCCGUUGGCACAAAUCUUGUGGGACGGACACAGAUCGCUGCCGUUGACUGGCAUCAACAUGCUUCUCAUGAGCGUGAUCUUUGUGACUGGCGGAUUAGGCUUCAUUUCUUGCUCAAGCCGCCUUGUCUGGCAGGUCACUAAGCAUGGCGGUCUUGCUUUCGCAAGGGUCUUUGGCCACGUCAACCCGAAAACACAGAUCCCGCAAAAUGCCGUCUUUUUCGUCGGAACGACCACGAUUCUAAUCUCCCUCUUACAAGUCGGCACCCAAACAGCCCUGAACGCGCUCAUGGGUUUCAGCUUCCUCUGUGUUGCCUUUUCGUACGGAGUCAGUAUUCUUCUGCUCGUAGUGCGUGGCCGUCAUCUGUUACCUCAGAACCGUUAUCUCAAUUUAGGUCGCCUUGGCUUACCUGUUAACCUCGUGGCCCUGGCUUGGAUCAUCCUCUCAUCAGUCUUCCUUUGCUUUCCAACAACAUUACCGGUUCAAGCUGAUACAAUGAAUUACGCUGCUCCAGUAUUUUUUGGAUUUCUGUUAUUCUUUGUGCCGAACUGGUACUUUUAUAGCAAAAAGCACUAUGUCACGCCGUCUAAGAUGGCUUUUUGA